UUAAUGUCUUGUCCAUACACUUCCAAGAUCCGACCUUUUCUUACUUCCGGGACCCUGUAAACGCAAAGGUACUAUUAAAGAUGAUGCAUUAAAUCAAGAUCGACUGCAUUUUUCUUUCCUUAUAAUAUUAAUCCAUCCACCAGAAGCUUGGAAAUGCUGUCAACAAGCGCUUUUGUUUCAUGGAUUCUUGUAUUGAGUUGUUUCAGCUUGCUGAAUUUUGCUGUGCCACAACAGGUGCCUAAAGAAGAAGUGGAUGCGCUGCAACAAAUUGUCACUGCAAUGGGUGCAAAAUUCUGGAAAUUUAAUGCCCAUUUAUGUGAUGUUGAACUGGUUGGGGUUACACAAAUUGCUCCAAGCGGAUCUGAGAGUUAUGUUGAUUGUGACUGCAACUAUGAAAACAACACAGUCUGCCAUGUCACAAAAAUUGUGCUAAAGAGUUAUAAUCUUCCAGGGAUUCUUUCACCUGCAAUUGUGAAGCUUCCGUACCUCCGAGAUAUUGAUUUUGCUUACAACCUCCUCACCGGGACAAUACCAACUGAAUGGGCUUCAACACAGUUGAAUUCCGUCUCUCUUCUUGUGAACCGGUUAUCAGGGAAAUUACCAAAGGAACUGGGAAAUGUUACUACCCUCACGUACAUGAAUCUUGAAGUCAACCAAUUUUCAGGCUCUGUUCCUUCUGAACUUGGGAAGUUGAUAAACUUGAAGACUCUGAUAUUGUCCUCCAAUCAAUUUACUGGAAACUUGCCAACGUCUUUUUCGGAACUGAUAAACUUAGAUGACUUUAGGAUAAAUGAUAACAAUUUCAGUGGACCGAUACCUGAAUUUAUUCAGAACUGGAAACGGCUAACGCGUUUAGAAAUGCAUGCGAGUGGAUUAAAGGGACCGAUUCCCUCAAGCAUAUCUUUUCUGACUAUGUUAACCAUCUUGAGAAUUAGUGACAUAAACGGGCCAACUCAGGGAUUUCCUUUGCUGCGGAGCAUGACAAGCAUAGUAAUUCUGGUGUUAAGAAACUGUAACAUUUCUGGCCAAAUUCCUGCAUAUAUAUGGAAAAUUCGGGUUCUACAGAUGUUGGAUGUGAGUUUCAAUAAGUUAGGGGGAAAUAUUCCUGAUGACAUUGCAAGAAAACUGAAAGUCGUGUUUGUCACUGGAAACAUGCUGAGUGGAAAUAUCCCAGAUGCACUCUUCAAGGAUGGAAGCAAUAUCGAUCUUUCGUACAACAAUUUCACGUUGAAAGGCCCUGAUCAAUCAGCUUGUCAAUCAAAAAUUAGUAAUCAAAAUGUGAACCUGUUCAAAAGCUCUGCUACUGUAAAUCCAUUACAACAAAUGCUUCCUUGUACAAGAAAUGUAGAUUGUCCCAGAUACAAGUGUUGUUUACGUGUUAAUUGUGGCGGGGGUAAUUUGGAAAUCAAAGAAAGCAAUAGAAAAGUUACUUAUGAAGGAGAUGCUGGAGGUGAUUCUGCAAGAUUUUCAAGUACAAGCAGUUAUUGGGGGUUUACUAGUUCUGGAGAAUUCAUGGACCAACCUAACAACCAAAAUUCACGUUCUAUCAGAACCACAUCGACAACAAACCUCUCUGAGUUAUACAGUACUGCACGUCUCAGUCCUCUUUCGAUUACAUAUUACCAUUACUGCCUGGAGAAUGGAAGUUAUAGCGUGAAUCUUCACUUUGCUGAAAUACUAUUCACAAAUGACAACACAUUUAACAGUCUUGGAAAGCGGAUGUUUGACAUAUACAUCCAGGAAAAAUUAGUUUUGAAAGAUUUCAACAUUGAAUAUGAGGCUAGGGGAGCUCAAAGGCCUGCGACUAAACAUUUUAAUGUCACAGUAUCAGAUAAUACUUUGGAGAUCCGAUUUUACUGGGCUAGUAAAGGGACUACACGAAUUCCUAAUAGAGGAGAUUAUGGUUCUGUUAUAUCAGCUAUCUCAGUCAUUCCAAACUUCAAAAUUUGUUCAUAUGGAGGCAAGAACAAUUUAACUGUUUAUGUAAGUGUUGGUGUCGUGGCCGGAUGCCUUAUUUUCUCGAUAUUUGGCUUCCUUUGGUGGAAAGGCUGUUUGAAAGGCAGAAAACGGAAAGAUUUUGAAGGUCUAGAAUUGCAAACAGUUUCUUUUACUUUGAAACAAAUAAAAGUGGCUACUAACAACUUCGAUCCCACAGAAAAGAUUGGAGAAGGUGGUUUUGGUCCCGUAUACAAGGGUCAAUUAUCUGAUGGGACUGUUAUUGCUGUAAAGCAGCUCUCCUCUAAAUCAAGGCAAGGAAAUCGUGAGUUUUUGAAUGAGAUUGGCAUGAUUUCUUGUUUGCAACACCCAAACCUCGUUAAGCUCCACGGAUGUUGUAUUGAAGGAGACCAAUUGCUACUCGUCUAUGAGUACAUGGAAAACAAUAGUCUGGCCCAUGUUUUGUUUGGUUCAGGGGGAAGCCAGUUGACGGUGGACUGGCCAACAAGGUUCAAGAUUUGUCUUGGAAUUGCUAGAGGAUUAGCAUUUCUUCAUGAAGAAUCAAGACUGAAAAUUGUUCAUAGAGAUAUCAAAGCAUCUAAUGUUCUGCUUGAUGGAGAUCUAAACCCUAAAAUAUCAGAUUUUGGAUUAGCUAGGCUUAAUGAAGAAGAAAAGACCCAUAUUAGCACCCAAGUUGCCGGAACAAUAGGUUAUAUGGCACCGGAAUAUGCACUAUGGGGACAUCUGACCGAUAAAGCAGAUAUUUAUAGCUUCGGAGUCGUGCUUUUGGAAAUUGUCAGCGGCAAGAGCAACAACAAUUACAUGCCAAGUAGUAAUUACACUUGCCUAUUGGAUAUGGCUUGUCAAUUGCAAGAAACCAAUAACAUAGACGAACUUGUCGACAAAAGGCUGGGUUCUCAAGUGAACCCAGAGGAAGUAGAAAGGACGGUAAAAGUGGCUGUUCUCUGCGCAAAUGCAACUGCAUCUGUUAGGCCUCCCAUGUCCGAGGUAGUCCAAAUGCUUCAAGGACACAUGGCCAUUCCAGAUGUACCCCACGAAGGCAAUGAUGUGAGGUUCAAAACCAUAAAAGGCUUAAACCAAGAAUGGCAAAAUCGAAGUUCAAGUGGAAGUCGAACUCAGAAGUCUACCAUUGUACAAACAGAUGCAGGAGUUUCUACUCCUAGCACUGAAUCUUUAAAUUCAGGUUUAAAUGUUACAACCACAUGGAAGAACUCACCUAAUUUAGUCGAGCACAUCGAAUAAAAAGAAAAAAACUUCAUGCUCCAAAAGGUUAUAUAGCCUAGGAAUUAUAAAACUCUUGGGAUGUAAAUGUAAUGCCUAUUGAAUUUUUAUUCGACUUAUUUAUUAAUACCAUAAGAUUAUGAGUUGUAAUUA
This is a messenger RNA of Olea europaea var. sylvestris, 3330 nucleotides long. RefSeq names its product probable LRR receptor-like serine/threonine-protein kinase RFK1. The record is from RefSeq and is a predicted model, not a curated record. Gene Ontology annotation, molecular function: ATP binding; protein kinase activity; protein binding. The coding region runs from base 154 to 3198 and encodes 1014 amino acids. The transcript has 24 exons. Gene Ontology annotation, biological process: protein phosphorylation. NCBI's taxonomy places the organism in Eukaryota, Viridiplantae, Streptophyta, Magnoliopsida, Lamiales, Oleaceae.